CGCCCCGCCCCCGCGCUCGGACGGCCUGAGUCGCGCCCUACCGCCCCGCGCCGCCGAACUUGCUCUAACUUCCUUGGCCGAGCCCGGCCGCGUCGCUGCUGUCGCCGCCGCCGCCGCCGCCACCGCGCCCGGAUCCUGCUUCUCAGAAGAUGCACUAUUAUAGAUAUUCUAACGCCGAGGUCAGCUGCUGGUACAAGUACCUCCUUUUCAGCUACAACAUCGUCUUCUGGCUGGCUGGAGUUGUCUUCCUCGGAGUUGGACUUUGGGCAUGGAGCGAGAAGGGGGUGCUCUCUGACCUCACCAAAGUGACCCGGAUGCAUGGGAUUGACCCAGUGGUGCUGGUGCUGAUGGUGGGCGUGGUGAUGUUCACCCUGGGCUUCGCUGGCUGCGUGGGGGCCCUGCGGGAGAACAUCUGCCUGCUCAACUUUUUCUGCAGCACCAUUGUGCUCAUCUUCUUCCUGGAGCUGGCCGUGGCCGUGCUGGCCUUCCUGUUCCAGGACUGGGUGAGGGACCGGUUCCGGGAGUUCUUCGAGAGCAACAUCAGAUCCUACCGGGACGACAUUGACCUGCAGAACCUCAUCGACUCCCUUCAGAAAGCUAACCAGUGUUGCGGGGCAUAUGGCCCUGAAGACUGGGACCUCAAUGUCUACUUCAACUGCAGUGGCGCCAGCUAUAGCCGCGAGAAAUGUGGGGUGCCCUUCUCCUGUUGCGUGCCUGACCCAGCACAAAAAGUUGUGAACACACAGUGUGGCUAUGACGUCAGGACUCAGCUGAAGAGCAAAUGGGAUGAGUCCAUCUUCACGAAAGGCUGCAUCCAGGCCCUGGAGAGCUGGCUCCCACGGAACAUCUACAUUGUGGCCGGCGUCUUCAUCGCCAUCUCACUGCUGCAGAUAUUUGGCAUCUUCCUGGCGAGGACCCUGAUCUCGGACAUUGAGGCGGUGAAGGCAGGCCACCACUUUUGAGGAGCCGGAGGCAGGCAAGCAGAGCUGAGCCACACCAUGGGGGCGGCAGCCCUUCGCCACCGUUAGCGUCAUGUCCACAGGCAGAGAAGCAGAAGCACCUGGCCAGAGCCAGCACCCCGCCUUCAGCAUCCGCGUGAUGUGGCCUGUUUCUGCUUGCCGAUGCCGAAGACCGAGGGGCCCCCUGUCACCCACACAGACUUGUGACUGACACCCCCACGGGGGUCUGCCUGGAGUCAGAGGCCCCGUCAUUAAGUGGGGGAGGUGACUCUGAGGGACCAGCGGCUCUGGUGGCUGCACCCAGGCCUCCAUCGCACAUGUGGUUGGUGCUGGCCUCGGAGGCAGCCCCAUCUUCUGUGGACCUCCGAGUGCCCAUGGGGCCUGUGGUGUCUGCACAUGUCAGGGGUGUGGGCAGGAUCCUCAGCCACAUCCAAGUGAAGUAAGCCUGAGCCAGCACGUGGCUGGUGCCACGGGAGUGCCUCGUCCCCUGUCUCCCCCACCCCGCCCCCCAGGACGGGAACUGCUCCAGCCUAACAGCAUUAUGCCCUGAUGGCACGGGGGGUGGGGUGGGGGGGCGGUGGGCAUGGCUUUCCUCUUGAGCGUCAGCUCUCCUUUUCCUAAAGUGUGUAAAUAGUUUAUUUAUAGGGGUAAGAAUGUUCUCACACCACGUCUUCAUUUCCUCUGGCAUUCUCCUCUCAACAGCCUUACGCGGUGUCUGGGACUGACGCCAGCCCUCUGAGUUCCCUUGAGUGUCUCACGAACCAGCUCCAUCAGCUUAUCAUCCCUCAUCACCUAGCUGCACUCACAGACUCCCCCUUCGUCUCCGUGCCCCCAACACGCAUACCAUCACUCCCCUCCCCACUUGGCCUCACUGACUCCUGGUCUUGGUGCUACUGAAACUGUUACCCAGAACUUGAAUCCUGACCCUCCGCUACUGCAAGGCCAGGGAACCCUAGCCAGAGACAGCCAGCCGGAGACCUUUGGCCAGGGCUCCUCUCCAGGCUGCAUGCUAAGGGCCGGCUGGCCGGCCUGGCGUUUUUUUUUGCCUCUCCUUGGACAGAGAAGCCCUGUAGCCAGCCCCUGGGCUGAGCCAUGGACCCCAGCCUGCAGCUGGAUAGAGGCUCAUAUAUUUCGUUGAAGACUUUCGUGGUGACCCUCCAACCCCUGAAGGGGAUAUCUGUGGUCAUUGUGUCCACCCUUUGGGUCAGGUUUUACUGGGGGCUUGCUUUUGGAAAUGAAGUCUGUCUGAUGUCCUGAAUAACUUCCUGGGGGAAGCUGGGGUGUCUGUGCAUCUUGGCUGGGCUACACUCUAAUGCCUCUCUGGAUCUUGUUCUACCAGUUCUGUCCUCCUCGUUCAGGGAUGGAGCACUACCUUUACUUACUUGCCGAAGUGUACAUGCUAGCGUGGUGUAUACUGGUGGGUGUUUGUUGAUGACGUUGGUUUUGUUGUUUUUUACAAUUUUCUCUGUAGAUUAGGGGAAGAAGAAUGCUUGUGUUUUUAGGAAGUGUGACGCUUUUCUUUGACUGCCAAACUCUUUUAUGGAAUAUAUCUUUAUAUUAAUGCUG
Cervus elaphus (red deer) is the source of this 2525-nucleotide messenger RNA. It is a transcript of the gene TSPAN14, whose product is annotated as tetraspanin 14. The transcript is spliced from 9 exons. The record is from RefSeq and is a predicted model, not a curated record. Gene Ontology annotation, biological process: regulation of vascular endothelial growth factor signaling pathway; protein maturation; protein localization to plasma membrane. Lineage: Eukaryota; Metazoa; Chordata; Mammalia; Artiodactyla; Cervidae. Gene Ontology annotation, cellular component: membrane. Bases 150 to 962 code for a protein of 270 amino acids.